GUGCGAAUAUCAAACCUUUUUCGGUCGUCACAUAGUUCACGUUCCACUUCACCUCACACACACCAUCGCUUGCAACCAUCGUUUUACAUUAUGUCAGAACCGUCCAAGAACCCCGAUCCUCCUAAGAAACCAGAGCCUCGAACAGCAGGCGCGGCAAAUACCAAGGAAAACGUCUUCAACCUGCCCGACUAUCCCGAGGAUGAGCCGGGUGCUGCCAACGAGGAUCCUAGCGAGGAGAAGAUCGGCUUCACAGAAGCACUGAAGAUGAAAAGUAAAGACUGGGCGAAGGCUGCGAGGCGCAAGAGCGGACAGAUCCUGACAGGUUUUGGCGGCAAGAAGGAUGAAAAUAAGAAGGAUGAAGACAAGAGGGAUGGAGACAAGAGGGAUGAAGACAAGAGGGGUGGAGACAAGAGGGAUGAAGACAAGAGGGAUGAAGACAAGGGAUGGAGACAAUAAGGAUGAAGACAAUAAGGAUGAAGACAAGAGGGAUGGAGACAAGAGGGAUGAAGACAAGAGGGAUGGAGACAAUAAGGACGGGUUGAGAGAUGGU
Didymella exigua CBS 183.55 is the source of this 550-nucleotide messenger RNA. RefSeq lists its product as uncharacterized. The record is from RefSeq and is a predicted model, not a curated record. Lineage: Eukaryota; Fungi; Ascomycota; Dothideomycetes; Pleosporales; Didymellaceae. The transcript is spliced from 2 exons. Bases 91 to 456 code for a protein of 121 amino acids.